Molecule: messenger RNA, 1830 nt
Organism: Prorocentrum cordatum
Lineage: Eukaryota; Dinophyceae; Prorocentrales; Prorocentraceae
Source: the annotation of a GenBank genome assembly
AUGGCAGAAGGUUCGGCUGGCAAGAAGUCGACGUACAAGGCCUCCACCUACGCCGCGAGUGGCCUUUGGCUGGAGCACUCCAAGGUCGAGUACGCUGCCAACCCGAAGAAAGGAAAGUCCUUCGACCGCUACGCAGCCUACGAGAAGGCAGCGACCAUCGGCGAGGCCCUGAAGGCUGGGGCGCUGCCGGCCGAUCUGCUGUUCGACUACGAGAAGGGCCACCUCAAGGUCCUUGGGCCACUGCGGGAAAAGCCCUUGGACAUUUUCACCCUGGAGGACAUCAACGAGCUCACGUACACGGACAAGGUGCUUUGCCGGUAUUCCUACUAUUCGCAGCCUCGAGACGACCAGAGCGGCGCUGGUAAGAUCCAGGUGCUGGAGGAGAGCCUCAAGAAGCAGAGGGCGACCAUGAAGAGGCUCGGGAAGAUCGAGCUGGCGAGGCAGCUGGACAUCGGGGACGUGGACAGCCUCAACGACUCGGUCGGCUUCUGGGAGACGCCCGUGAUGAUGGCCAAGCGUUCCGUUGCGGCCGCUCAGGCGCAAGAGUUUCUCGACCACGCGGAUGCGACCGGCGGCAAGAUUACGGAUUUCGAGGUCCUACAGGUGCUGCGCCUCUGGGACUUCCGGGAGAACGAGACCAGGAAGAAUGUGAUGAGGGAGGGGCAGACGUUCGUCUACUCAGACACCAUAGGCUUUGUUGCGGACCGCACCGGGCAUAUUCUGGCGAAGGAGGAGACGAAGCGCUAUCCACAGGUCGGUGUGCUUUUCAACCGUUGGCUCAAGGACCACAUCGACAGGGAGCAUCUGGGCACCGACUUUGUUUACACCUCCAUCAACAUCAACAAGAACUAUGCGGGAAGGCUGCACCGCGAUGGGAACAACGUGGGGCCCUCCUUCCUGAAGGCGUUCGGGAAUUUCAGCGGUGGCCAGCUGAAUUACUUUCCAGAAGAUGACCGCAGUUUGAAAAUAGAGGACCUCGACUCUAUGACUGACCAGAGCUCAAAGAUCGAUGUCAAAAAGGGGCUGCUCUUGUUCGACGGCAAACGAGGGCACUUCGUUGACGAUUUCGAAGGUGAACGCUACAGCCUAGUCUUCUUCACGUGCCCACGCUUCGAGAAGGCGUCGGACGAAAGUAGGCAGUUUCUCCAAAAAGCAGGCUUCCCCCUGCCGACCGCCGCGACAAUGGAAUCCGUCAUGGGUUUGCUCCGAAAGCCGAAAGGGUAUGGCGACAGCGGGAAGAAGGGGCAGAAAGCGGAGCAAGGCAAGACCACGGCCCCUAGCCUCCAUGACGCGCCGUGGAUCUAUUAUUCUUCGUGCACCCCGGAACUGGAUGCGGCAGAGGCGAGGGCAGAGGAGUUCUGGAACCGCAACGGCCUUAAGCAGGCCAAGGUCGACGAGGGGUCCAAGAAGGUCGGGAAGAUAGCAUGGGAGCACACCAAGAACGCGCGGGAUGCGAAGUGGGUCGACACGAUGUCCUUCCAGCUGCCCGGGAAGCCUUCUCGCAAAGACCUCAUCUUGGAGGGCCACAAGAACCUGGUCGACGCCGUCGCGUUCCUCAGCGCGGAGGAGGCGAAGGCGCCCAAGGCGGUGGCCAAGGAGGGGUGCUGCGCCAUCCUCUCCAACCGCACCAAGGUCUGGUACGCUCUGUACGCGCGGGGCCACAAGGCGCAGGCGCUGGCGGCCUUCCGUGUCGAGGCCACAGGGGCGAGACAGGCGUGCGCGAAGCCCGCGGCGCCGCAGGCCACCCCGCCGUCUAAGCGGGCGGCACCCGCGGGCAGGGAGGCGAAGAUCGCGCAGAGCUCCGAGAAGCGGCGCCGGACCAAGGCAUGA